Molecule: messenger RNA, 3211 nt
Organism: Cylicocyclus nassatus
Lineage: Eukaryota; Metazoa; Nematoda; Chromadorea; Rhabditida; Strongylidae
Source: the annotation of a GenBank genome assembly
AGGAAGCCAAGCGUCACUCUACAAAGAUGUGGCGCACUCUCUUGCGAAGAUCGUCUUCUGCCUCAACUAAAGAAGAAAGGAUGCUGAUGCUUGGAACUAGUUUAAAGGAUAUCCACGGUCAUGAAUAUUUCUUCACGGAAAGUAGCAAUCUUGACUACCAGUGCGCUGGCGCUGAAAUGGGACAUUUUCUGCCUGGAAAAAAGGGCAUUCUAGUGGAGGAUGGGAUUACGGACACACCCGCGAAUGGGAGAAAACGAUAUUUUACCUGCUGCUGUAGUUUUACCCGUAUAUGCAAAAUAUGUAAAUUUGCGCUAGAAGAGUGGAUAUAUUUGGCUUUGCUUGGUAUAAUCAUGGCUAUAAUUACAUUAGGAAUGGAUGUAGCUAUUGCCAAAUUGCAGGAAGGACAUUUCGCACUUUACCGGCUUCUUCAAAACCACCAAUCAUGGCUGGCCCCCUUUACAGUAUGGGCCUUCUACACUGUAGUCGUUGUAUUUGCGUCAGCGUUGUGGGCUCAUUUUAUCGCUCCACAAGCCAUAGGAUCUGGAAUCCCAGAAAUGAAAACUGUGCUUCGUGGAAUUAUUCUAAAAGAAUAUCUGACCGUUCGUACACUUAUAUCGAAGAUUGUUGCCUUGUCCUUAUCUAUAGGAAGUGGCCUGCCAGUUGGAAAAGAAGGUCCUUUUGUACAUAUUGCAUCUAUAAUAGCAAAUCAACUGAGCCGUUUUGUGCAUGGUUCAACCGCUAUUUACGAGAAUGAGUCGCGAGCAAGCGAGUUGCUGGCGGCUGGUUGUGCUGUUGGUGUAGCUUGCACUUUUAGUGCACCUGUCGGAGGAGUACUGUUCUCAAUUGAAGUUACUGCUGUAUACUUUGCCGUUCGAAACUACUGGAGAGGUUUUUUCGCUGCUACUUGUAGCGCAACAUUAUUCAGCGUACUGCAAAACUUGAGAAGGGGAACUUCGUUGACAGUCAGCAACUGGAUCUCAAUUUCUGUGGCCGCUCAUUAUCAGACGACAUUUCCAAUAGUUAAUACAUUUACGUCAACGGAGUUGCUUUUUUUCGCAGCACUUGGGUUGUUAUGCGGGUUGGCAGGUGCAAUCUUUGUUCUUUUUCAUCGAACAUUCGUCCUUUUCCUAAGGAGGAAUAAAAUUAUCAAAGCCGUACUACAAAAAUACUGGCUGAUUUAUCCAAUACUGAUUGCGUUUCUUAUCGGAGCAUGCACUUAUCCAAUGGGAGCCGGGAUGUAUCUGGGCGGUGAGCAAGCAUUCGCCCGAACCUUGAAUGAUUUCUUUAUCUCAUGUUCAUGGUUGGAUGAGACAAACAAUCCGUACGGUUGCGGUUCUGGACAAAAUUUCACUCGUGCUAACUGGGCAGGUCCUAAAAAUGACAUCAACAUAUUUCACUCACUUCUUGCUUUCCAAACUGUGUAUUUCUUCCUUUCAAUCGUAGCCUCAACGUUACCCAUUCCUGCUGGCAUUUUUAUGCCUGUCUUUGUAAUUGGAGCCUCAAUUGGACGCACAGCUGGUGAGUUUUUGCGGUUGCUCUAUCCCGAUGGAGUGAUCUACGGAGUGUUGAGUACUCGCAUAAAUCCUGGCAUGUAUGCUGUCGCUGGAGCAGCUGCUUUUUGCGGGGCUGUCACCCAUACCGUUUCUGUAGCUGUGAUUGUGUUUGAGUUGACUGGACAGCUUUGUUUGUUGAUACCCGUUAUGAUUGCAGUUUUAAUAGCUAAUGCAGUGUGCUCUUACCUACAGCCGUCAAUUUACGACAGCAUCAUCAAAAUAAAACAUCUGCCGUAUCUUCCAGAAAUAUCCCAUAGCUCUUCCAUGUACCAUUCCUUAACAGCUGAACGCUUCAUGACUUCUGCGGCAUUCGUAGCUAGAGACUCAACUUACGCAGAAGUUCAAGAGCUUAUCUACAAAAUGAGCCAUAUACGGGCUUUCCCAUUGGUCGAAAAUAAAAAGACAAUGUCUCUGGUUGGAUCAGUCAGUCGAUCCCAACUAUACAAGCUUCUCCAAGCAAAUGUCGGUGUAAAAGCGCGAAAGGCAGAGGCCGCACACCGCAUCAGUCUGGCCAUUGCUAAAGUUGGCGAAAGGUAUAACCUCAUCGGAGAUUCUAAACGGAAAGAUGGCAAUGCAGCUCCAAUGGGGCGCAAGCGAGCUUCAAAAAGAUUCAAUGUAGAACCAGUUGUAGAUGGCUCAGCACCUUCGACUAAAACCGUGGAGGCAUCACUUGCCACUUUGAACAGUUUGCUCACCGUUCCUGCCGGAUUACCUGAACUAACAUCUAAGUCAAUGAUACUGGCUAUGGGUGCAAAACGAUGUUGCUCAUCUAAUGAUUUGGAUGAAUCUGCGACACACCAUUCGCUUGCAGAUGUUCUUCGUUCUAUAACAAAGUUUGGAAAAAGCAAAAAGGAGGCUGAAAUCGACUUGUAUGGGGAUGAACGCGAGCGAUGGGAGAAGUCUGUGCUGCAGAAAAAGGUCAAUUUGUCAAGCAUAAAGAUUGAGCCUUCUCCGUUCCAGUUGGUGCACUCCACCAGUCUAUUCAAGGUUCAUUCAUUGUUCUCAUUGUUGGGGCUGAAACGUGCCUAUGUUACUAGAGAUGGUCAACUUGUUGGCGUGAUUUCGCUGCAGGAUCUGAGAAAUGCAAUUGAAAGCGUUGAAUCGGGCGUUUUGCCAGCCGACGGAGAAACCAAUUUCCAUCCAGACCAACCGCCUGAUAUCAUAGGCGAUGACACUGAUUAUUUGCAUCCACAACUUGAAGUUCUUACGCGGCCAAAUACAUGUGAAAGCCUCGACGAUAUUCUGGCAGAAUCCCCAAGACUUCCUAGGAAAAUCUCCCCUCCGUCGAUAAAUCAAAGCACUUUAAAAGAAAAUAGUAUAGCUGACAAAUCGAUACUGAAAAGUUCAAUGUCAGCGCCUUGCUUAGAUCCUGACGAUAACCAGAACAAUAAAAUUUGUAACGAACCUCCAGUAUUUAUCCUGGAAACGGAAUCAACGGACUCAAGUAGACAAUCAUCUACAAGCACAAAUACGGGAGAGGAUCCAGGAAGCGGUCCGCAACGUCGACCUCCUCAAGUACGAAUCGUCAUUCCUGACGAGGAUAGCUUGAACACCGAAAAUCUACCGCCGGAAAAGGAGCAUUUCUGAUCAACAAUUGGCUCUUUUGCAUCACUACAAUGACUACUUAAUCGGCUGUACUUUUUGAAAAAUCUUCUAGC